UGUUUGCGUGCAGCGGUCACCAUGGCAGCGGGAGCACGUGGUGCGCGGACGCACUUCCCGCGUGUCGGAGGUCGCGCAGCGUUCUAUAUAAUGUGAACAAGUUGCCCAAGCGCACACUACCACACUCACGCGCACGCCGCCAACAUCCACCCACUAAAUACUCGGGAGCGGUCAGUCCUGCAGCUCCGAGCCCCAGUCAGUCUGCGCGUAAGCAUCCGCCACUCGGACAGUGCCCGUGCGCAACAGUGAUACUGUGACAGUGACAGUACCCGUUAAACCUUAGCCAUCAUGAACCACUACGUCAAAAUCGCCCUAGUCGUGUGCGCGUGCAUAGCAGUGACGUCGGCUCAGUUCAGCCACUUCGAUGUCGACUUCUCCGAUUUCGGCACGAGUUUCGGAGGUCCGACAUAUAAUAACUUCGCUGCUGCAGCCAGAGAUCCCAGGGCUAACCCGGGUCCAGUGCUGUUCCCUCCUUCCCCCAGCGGAGACCCCUCCCAGACCAGUGGCGUGGUUGUAGGAGCAUCUGGCUACGGCUUUGUGCCUCCCGGCUCCCAAGGACCGGCGAUACCAAGAUUCUUCUACAGAAGACGCCUAUACCUAAGAAGGUAGAGCAAUAUAGUUAAAUAUACACGAAAUGGUGUCUACGCAUGUUUGUUUGUACAAAAGAAUUAUUUAAUUAUUGUUCGAGUACCUUUUUGUGUUAAAAUUAAUAAAAUUAUUUGAUUUAUGAACGUGACAAUGUAUGCAGUGUGUUCUGUUCUAUAUAACAUAUUGAUGUUAAACUGUUUCACCAUUAUUUAGUAAUUAUAUAUGUUAUAUGUUGACUAUGAUAGGCCAUAAUGAUGAUCGUAGUCCUAGACUUGGAAAUAUAAUUUAUACCAUCACAAAAUUAAGGCAAAUCUUUAUCAUAAUUUGAUAAUUAUGCCCUGGUUAAGAUUUUGCCUUGGUUUUGUAAAAAAAUGUUGGUAACGGUACAGGCGAUAACAUAAUCAAUUAACCAAAUAUAUAAAGGUCUAUAUGAUUUCAAAAUAUGUACCUAAGUAAUAGAUUUAAAUGGACUUUAUACAACAAUAAUUUUCUAUUAUAAAUCUUUUAAAGUCGUCUGUACCUAUGUUUUACUUUUCAUAGGUCUGUGCCAUAAGUUCGUUAAAAAGCAAGCUAUUUCAGACUACCUUUUAAAAGUAUCAUAUAAUAAUUAUUAUUUAUACAGUAUACGUAUAAAAUCAAUCACUGUUUACAUUAAUUUAUUAAUAACAAACCCGUUAAUAAAAGAGAAAUAGCGUAUUUAUUUUUAAACAGUUACAAAUUUAUAUAUUUUCGGAUAUUUAAUUAUUGGGAAAAUUGGGAAAGUGGGAGAAUUGGGCCUCCGGUAACCUCACUCACAUAACGCCAGCGUUGUUUCACGUCAGUUUUCUGUGAGGCCGUGGUAUCGCUCCGGUCGAGCCGGCCCAUUCGUGCCGAAGCAUGGUUCUCCCGCACUUAUAAUUUUCAGAUAUAAAGUUGCUUUGUGUGUUUAAUGCUUGUAUAGACUGUCAUAUUAGUAGCACUUCAUUUAUUACCUUGUGUGUGUCGAUUCUAAGCGUAUAUUGGAUUAAAGUCGUGGUAAUUCCAUAUUAGGAAAUUACGUAUGCAUGAUACAGCAAAGGUUGAAGAAUUCUCGUGUGAUACUUAUAUCAUGUUUACAAUGAAUAAUUUUGUUAAAUAGAUCAAUGUGUUAAAAUUUUAUGUAAAUACACUUGACUAUCUAUUUAUUGUCAAUGUGACUUAAUAAAAAAUCACGGUUUACUCACGUACAUUAAUGGAGGAAAGUUUUACUAGUUCCCAGUCACAGAUGGAGUUUUCAGUAGGUUGCGUGACGUCACUGCGUCUGCCCACGCUCCUCAUAAAGAAGAGUUCUUCUGUUGACUCGAACCUAGUAAAGCUUUACUACAUUAAUGUACGUAUAUAAACCGUGAUUUUUAGUUAAUUAAGUAUGUAUCUCGAUAGUUAUUAUAAAAAUCAAUUUGAUUGUACUUCAUUACCAUCAUCAUAUUAUAUGUAUUAGCCACAGGACAUCCACUAUUGAAUAUAGGCUUCCCCCAAUGACUUCCAAUUAAGCUGGUUUGAAGCAAUUGUAUUUAAUUCUGUAUGUAGAUAAUGGUUACAGGUAGAAAAUUGUAAUGAUUAUUAUCAAUACACUAUACAUAUAAUAUCUAGUAUAAAUUACCUUUUCAAGUUCAUAAAUAAGUAUAAGAUAGUGGUGAGACAAGUUUCGUUCCUUAUAUAUUAUAUUCUUUAUAAUGUAAAUACAACACAUUAACGAUAAAAAACUGUGAUACAAUAAAAUAAGUAUGUAUUUACAAUGAAAGAAUGACAAUUGUAUUUUAUACAAUAGAAAAUGUGCCGAAUGUAUUAUUUUGUAUGAAAUACGAGAGCUGAUGUGAAAUAUAAUGUAAAUAAUGAAAAUUAUAUUAUGUAAAUAAAUCUUUAAUAUAUUUUG
Spodoptera frugiperda (fall armyworm) is the source of this 2479-nucleotide messenger RNA. RefSeq lists its product as uncharacterized. The coding region runs from base 289 to 609 and encodes 106 amino acids. The transcript is spliced from 5 exons. Lineage: Eukaryota; Metazoa; Arthropoda; Insecta; Lepidoptera; Noctuidae. The record is from RefSeq and is a predicted model, not a curated record.